AUGGAGAAGGGGAAGGGGUCCAAGAAGAAAGGUUCCUCCUUCCAGACGGUCUCCGCCCUGGCCCGGACCAUGAAGGAGGAGUUUGGGCGGCUGAAGGAGGCCCUGGAGAAGUCGGAGGCCCGGCGGAAGGAGCUGGAGGAGAAGAUGGUCUCGCUGCUGCAGGAGAAGAACGACCUUCAGCUCCAAGUGCAGGCCGAGCAGGACAACCUCGCCGACGCCGAGGAGCGCUGCGACCAGCUGAUCAAGAACAAGAUCCAGCUGGAGGCCAAGGCGAAGGAGCUGACGGAGCGGCUGGAGGACGAGGAGGAGAUGAACGCCGAGCUGACGGCCAAGAAGAGGAAGCUGGAGGACGAGUGCUCGGAGCUGAAGAAGGACAUCGAUGACCUGGAGCUGACUCUGGCCAAGGUGGAGAAGGAGAAACACGCCACCGAGAACAAG
Molecule: messenger RNA, 438 nt
Organism: Pygoscelis adeliae (Adelie penguin)
Lineage: Eukaryota; Metazoa; Chordata; Aves; Sphenisciformes; Spheniscidae
Product: myosin-6-like
Exons: 3
Source: RefSeq, a predicted model, not a curated record